GGCUGCUGCUGCUGCUGCUGCUGCUGCUGCUGCUCAUCACCACCGAUGCCGGCGGCGAGGAAGUGGUUUGGGGAAGGAGGCGGGAGCGAAGGGGCAGCGGCGCGCUCCGGAGACCGGGCUACGCGGCUGAGGCAGCCCGAGCCGAGCCGGGGAGCCGCGGCAGAAGCCAGCCAGCCGGCGGGCCCGGGAAGCCGAGCAGGGGCCAGCUGAGAGAGCCAGGAGCGGAAAGAGAAGCUGCUGGGUCGACCCUUUGCAGCCCGGAAUAGGGUCCUCCUCCUCCUGGGGCUGCCGGACUGAGCUGCGAUCCGUCGCCUUCCUGGAGGGAGCGACUGAAAUCGCCGAGACUGAGGAUCCACGCGCAGAACUUGCGGGGCUUUGCUCGGCUCCGGAAGAGUCUGGUUUUCCGAGGGAUCCCUCUCGCUCUCUCGCCUUCUAACCCCGGAUCGCGUCAGGAGGAGCCUUCCCUCCUUCCUCCGCGCAACUAUCCCGGCUGAGCACAGAACCAGAGAAAAGUCCCAGGCUUUCAAGACCAGCAUUAGGAUGGUUCCUCCCCCACCCAUUAACAAGCCCCACGUCUGCCUCUCCACUACACUCAUCAUGAGCAGUAUGGUGCUGAUGGAUGCCUACCUGGUAGAACAGAACCAGGGCUCCAGAAAGCUGGGGAUCUGCAUCAUGGUAUCAGUGGGGGACAUCUGCUUCCUGGUUAUGCUCAGGUAUGUGGCAGUAUGGGUUGGGGCUGAGGUGAGGACAGCCAAGCGAGGCUAUGCCAUGAUCCUUUGGUUCCUGUAUGUCUUUGUGCUGGAGAUCAAAGUCUACUUCAUCUACCAGAACUACAAAGCAGAUCGUAAAAGCUUGGACCUCAUUGCCCGCAAGGCCUUGACCCUUCUGCUGUCCAUCUGCAUCCCAGCCCUCUAUGUACUGCUGGUGGCCACAGAGCACAUGGAGUAUGUCAGGACGUUCAAGAAGAAAGAGGACCUGCGCAACCGUCUUUUCUGGGUCAUUGUUGACAUGCUGGAUGUGCUGGAUAUCCAGGCCAAUCUCUGGGAGCCCCAGAAGAAAGGGUUGCCCAUCUGGGCUGAAGGCCUGAUGUUCUUCUACUGCUACAUCUUGCUACUGGUCCUCCCUUGUGUCUCACUGUGUGAGAUUAGCAUGCAAGGAAUCAGUAUCAUGCCACACCGUAUGAUGCUUUACCCAAUGCUGAGUAUGCUCACCAUCAACAUCACCACCAUCUUCAUUAGGGGAAGCAACAUGGUGUUCUUCAGAGAUAUCCGGGUCUCUGGCAUCUUCAUGGGGAAGAACGUCCUGGCCAUUGUACUCAAAGUCUGCAUGUUUGUGCAGUACAAGAAACACCUGCACUAUGUACCAGCAGGAUCCGUCACAACAGAGCCUCAGCACAAUUCCACUUCCCAGCCACAGCCUGUCAUGCAUCUACUGAAGCCUCAGAACCAGACUCCCUCUCCCGAGGGGCUAGCCCAAGAAAACACAUGACAUGCUUUGUUCUUUGUGUGCACCUGCCAAGUGAUGAGUAACACUUUUGUCUGUGAUCAUUCAGGGUUCAAAUGCAGAGGAACAGAGUCUACGAGCUACAUGUAGCCAAUACAGGCCUCUUCAGAGACUCUGCAAGUGACCUCCCUUUUCCUUUGCACAAAUGUGCACUAGCUGUGCCCUGGAAUUACCCUGGGCUGGAAAAGAACCCUUCCAUAGUGGCACAAAAUUGAAUCCAAUCUUGGCCCGAGUGAGGAAGCUAACAGGCUAUAGAAACUCAUGGGCAGGUCCCUGGAUAGUAGCAGCCACAGGACUGGUUGUUGACUCAACAGCUGCUCCUUCAUUUGUCUCUUGGGUACUUAUUUCUAUAAUCGAAGCACUCUGGAACAUAUUCUGUUGCCUGGGGUAUAUUUGCUUCUGGGAUUUUCAAAUGCCUCAGGAGAUUCCCUCCUUCCCAAUUUGGGAAAGGGAAACAACUAUUCGGCAACUAUUGUAUACAUAAUUUUCUAGUUUGGGGGGUAACCUUCCUUUCUGGACUGGUUAAAAAAACACUGCCCUUGCUGACCGCUAUCCUUAAGUUCCUCGGAAGUUCAGGGAUGCUUGGAUGAGGCUCUGUGGUUUCCAUCGGUUUCAGAGCCACCUUGUCCGCCCCCCCGCCCCCCAGUGGAAACAUGCUGGGCCAUGAUCCCUGUUUUACUGAAGCAUUUCUCUUUCCAAUAAAAUGAAGGUGAAGCCUUGAGGUUUCCCAGUGUCUCUGUGUGCAGCUGCUUUGCCAGCAUUUUUCAGUGAUCAAGACAGAGUCUCCGUCUACUGCUCUCCAGGUGGGUAAGAAGGAUAUAGGCACAGUGGCAGGAAACAGAGUGAGAUGAAAAAUGGCUUCAUCUUUUUUUAUCCUAGGAUUGCGUACUGCUCAAUUUUGAAUCUGUUCUAAUAAUUCCUGUUACAAUUUAAAAUUAUACUGUAAAUUUCGACGUGCAUCGAUCAGAGGCUGAAGAAGGCCAGGUUUUCUUAUGAAAUAAAGGAGGAGGCAUGGUCUUUCUUCUCAAGUGGCAUUCCCAGUCUGUCAGUGCCCUUUUAAGAUGGCUGAGACAGCUGAAACUGUGUCUGAACUCAGGGCUAAAACAGAGGAUAAGUUUUGCCACAUGUUCCCCUCACCCAACUGUGACUCUCUCUCAGCCACAUGGCAGCUCUGGAGAACUGUUCCCAGGCAUUGUUCCCAAACCCAAAUUUCAUCUGUACCAUGGCAAAGAGGAAGAAAGGCCUUCAGCCUCCCUCCCCCUGCCAUUCUCUCUACCCAAAAUGGCCCGGAGGGUUACUAUUUACCUCAUUGGAAGUCUGCAUGUUUAGUUAGUGUGCACCCAUUGGGUGCACCUCCAACUUGUGGCAAAAGGUAUCUUCUCAUUUGACCUCCAAAGCAGAAAGGAGAUGAGCUUAUUCUGGUGGUCCCCUCUACCUGGCUAAUGUAUCCUACGGUUUUCAAUCUAUGUCAGAUGAGGAGUGCCUCAGAAGGACAGGGCUCCUGCAUUUUCUUCACACAUAUUUUUAUUGAUUUUUUAAAAAAAAAGUGUGCUCCAAAUUGGAUUCUUGGCAUGUCUCCUCACUAAAAUCAAUUGAAUUUUCCUCUA
Sphaerodactylus townsendi is the source of this 3110-nucleotide messenger RNA. RefSeq names its product transmembrane protein 121-like. Lineage: Eukaryota; Metazoa; Chordata; Lepidosauria; Squamata; Sphaerodactylidae. The record is from RefSeq and is a predicted model, not a curated record. The transcript has 2 exons. The coding region runs from base 541 to 1488 and encodes 315 amino acids.